Messenger RNA from Schistocerca piceifrons (Central American locust), 961 nucleotides. RefSeq lists its product as uncharacterized. The coding region runs from base 536 to 961 and encodes 141 amino acids. NCBI's taxonomy places the organism in Eukaryota, Metazoa, Arthropoda, Insecta, Orthoptera, Acrididae. The record is from RefSeq and is a predicted model, not a curated record. The transcript is spliced from 3 exons.
CCACUGCGGCACGGUCGGCGUUCCCACAGGCACCGAACCGCGGGCGCGCUCCGCGACGACGACAUCACCCCCGACGCGACUUCGAUCAGGCGGUCGACACGCGGUGGACGAAACCGUAUCCAUCGCGGGUGCCGGCGGGCUCGAUUCUGCAUUUGUUUACAUUGAGGAUCCAGCCGGUGUGAAGGCUCACGAUAUACACAGACGAUAAGACGUGUUUUAAAGUGUCAUUCAGCGUAAUUUUUUUUUUUUCAUUUGACCCUGCGUCACGCGAAGUUGCGCAGUUGUGUUUGCUAACGACCUUCACUCUGAGAAGUAAUGUUUUUGUGCUAAUUUAGGCUACCAGUUCCCUCAGUAUCGCCAUUCAUCUGACAGUGAUUGGCGACGUGCCAGUAGGAAGGGAAAUUAGCUCGUGUUGUACAGCUGUGUUAUCUUUCCGAGUUCUUUUUGUCGUUGCGAGACGAGAUCAGCCGGGCGGAAGUGAUCUGCGCAAGAGGCGGUGACCGGAAUAUGAAGCUGUGCGCUGUCGGCGCCUGAAAUGCAGCCACAGCAGAGCACGUCCAACAUGAGGAACAGCCACCACCACAGCCAUAACCACCACCAUGCCAACGGACAUCUCAAGACCAACGGACACAUCCCGAAUGGCGGUGCAGCGGCCAACCGGCUGUGGACGAAUGGAUACGUGUCGCGGCCCGACGACAAGCAGUCGACGCUCUCGAGGUACUGGACGGCGGAGCGGCCGCGCGCCGGCUCGUCGGCCAGCCACAGCUACGCGGCGGCGCGCAGGGCGUGCCGGGAGCGCGGCGUGCUCUUCCAAGACGCCGACUUCCCGGCCACGGCGCGCUCCAUCUCGCCCAGCAAGAAGACCGCGCCGCACCCCAUAGUCUGGCUGCGGCCCACGGUGAGUCGCCGCUGCCCGUCUAGCGCCCAAAUGACUAGCUCCAAUGAGGAAUUUUUAUUAUGA